UUAGCCAUGUCGUCGCGCGUGUUGAUGCGACAGCAGCUGAUGCGAGAACAAGCACAGGAGCAGGAGAGGCGAGAGGCCCAGCAACAGGCCUCUGCCUCUCAGCUCCGGCCCACUGACACCACUCCUGCCAUCUCCGUCUCUUUGCCUCCAAAUUCUGCCCGCCCCCCUCCAGCCCAAGUUCCUGUGGAGGUGCUAAAAGUGCAGACCCACCUAGAGAACCCUACCAAGUAUCACAUCCAGCAGGCACAAAGGCAACAGGUGAAGCAGUACCUCUCCACCACUCUGGGUAACAAUGCAGUUACUCAGACGCUUGGUGUGUCGCCUGUGCCACAGUGCAGCUCCGCCCCUGAGGUUGCCCAUACUGCCACCAGUGCCCCUAACAGUCCGAUGGCCCUACUUAACAUCAGUUCCAACAAGGAGGAAAUGGAAGAUGUAAUAGAUGACAUAAUUAGUCUUGAAUCCAGUUUCAAUGACGACAUCAUCACGUUAAUUGACUCAGGUCUUCAAUUACCUAGUACGCUCCCAGGAAAUCUGUUGGAUGUGUAUCAUAGCCCUGGAAUGGCAGCACCCACUCUGGCUGUCAGCAACUCAUGUCCUGCUGAUCUUCCAAAUAUUAAAAGGGAAAUUACUGAUGCUGAUACCAAAGCUUUUAUGAAGGAGAGGCAAAAGAAAGACAACCACAACUUGAUUGAGAGGAGGCGAAGAUUUAAUAUUAACGACCGCAUAAAAGAGCUUGGUACUCUCAUACCCAAGUCAAGUGACCCCGAGAUGCGCUGGAAUAAGGGCACCAUUUUGAAGGCCUCUGUGGAUUACAUCCGCAAGUUACAAAAGGAGCAACAUCGAACCAAGGAUAUUGAACUGCGCCAGAAAAAACUGGAGCAAGCGAACCACAGUUUAAUGUUGCGUAUCCAGGAGCUGGAAAUACAGGCCCGCAUCCAUGGCCUCACUUCUAACGCCAGUAUCUCUGGUCUGAGCUCCAGUCCUGCCUUGCUGCAACAGCACCAGCAAAUCCUUCAGAAUGGCCAGUCCCUGCAUCCCAGUGCAGAUGCAACAUCCGGGCAGAACCUCCUCAGUUUGGGUGCGGCAGCUACUGGACAGCCUCUGCCCACUGCCUUCCUCUCCCCACCUUCCUCAGACUCUCCCGCUGGUGUCACCAUUAGCAGCCCUUUAGAGUUGGGCAGCCUGAGCUUCGCAGAGCUAGAGGACACCUCCGCCUCGUCUCUCUACCCUGAUGUCGGCUUGGGGGACAUUCUUAUGGAUGAUGGAUGCACACUCUCUCCAGAAGCGGUGGCUGAGCCCCUCUUUUCUCCAUUGUCACCGGGUGCCUCUAAAACCAGCAGCCGCAGGAGCAGCCUCGAUAUGGAUGAAGACUUGUGA
Molecule: messenger RNA, 1377 nt
Organism: Nerophis lumbriciformis (worm pipefish)
Lineage: Eukaryota; Metazoa; Chordata; Actinopteri; Syngnathiformes; Syngnathidae
Source: RefSeq, a predicted model, not a curated record